GUCAUUUAAUUUGCCCUUGGCCAUGUUGGAUAUUUGAUCUGCUUCUAGUAAAGUGUUUUUAGCUCUGGAAAGGAAGAUGACUUCUCUAAACGUUUAAUAGUUGCUCAAAAAACAGUCUCCUUGGAGACAUGGACAUUGGGGUAGUAUAAGGAUGAUGGGCAGAAGAGACUUCGUGGCCCUUGCUGAAGCUCUUUGUAGGGAAAGGUUGGUUGCCGAUAUGAGAGUCUUCCCACCUGAGGUGGCUGUCCUCAGUAGGAGGGAAGCUCUUAUAAGGGGACGUCACUGAUAGCUCUCUAGUCUGCCAAAUUAAGCUGUCUGCUUUCUUGAACCCAAGAGAGGACAAAAGUCAGCGAGAAAAGAACGGGAAGAAAAAGCCUUUGUAGGAAACGGAAGAUUUGCACUGGUGUUCUGAGUUGUUUUGGUGGUGAAAGGAACUUGAUAAGCCAGAAAGAUGCGUGAGUAUACUGAAAAGAAGGAAACAUGUGGGACCAUCUGUCUCAAAUACCUGCUUUUCAUCUUCAACUUCUUUUUCUGGCUGGCUGGCGGGGCUGUGAUGGCAGUGGGCAUCUGGACCCUAGCUGAGAAGAGUGACUACAUCAGCCUGCUCUCCUCCAGUACAUAUUCGGCAACUGCCUAUAUUCUAGUUGUGGCAGGAGUAGUUGUCAUGGUUACUGGCAUCCUUGGUUGCUGUGCCACCUUCAAAGAGCGUCGGAAUUUGCUAAGAGUGUACUUCAUAUUGUUGCUGUGCAUCUUCUUCCUUGAGAUCAUUGCUGGAAUCCUGGCCUAUAUCUAUUACCAGCAGCUAAGCAUGGAGCUGAAGCAAAACCUGAAGAACACCAUGACCCAGAAGUAUCAGAAAGAGGGAGAAGAGAGUGUUACCAAUGCCGUAGACAAACUGCAGCAGAAGUUCAAGUGCUGCGGGAGCAACAACUACACAGACUGGACUGACAGCCUGUGGAUCAGAUCUCCAGAGGCCAAUGGACGGAAGGUCCCAGACAGCUGCUGUAAGACUAUAACCGACCUAUGUGGCCGAAGAGACCAUCCUUCCAACAUCUACAAGGAGAAUGGCUGCAUUACCAAGCUGGAAAACUUCAUUCAAGAGCAUCUGAAAAUUAUUGGAGCAGUGGGGAUUAGCAUUGCUUGUGUGCAGAUCUUUGGAAUGAUUUUCACCUGCUGCUUGUACAGGAGUUUAAAGCCAGAACCAUAUUAAGAGCUGCAGGAACUGUCAGCUCCCCCUCUGCCACCUCCCUUAGCGCCUGCCAACCUCACCACCCUCCACCACCAGCACAGAAGUGUCAGUAACCUGAGGACUUGGCUCUGUAAUGAAAAGCCUCUGGGACUAUGCGCUGUAUCACCUGCCCAUCUUGGGAAAAGUCACCCUCCUUGUCGUGUACAAGGCAGGCAGGUGUGCAGCAGAUUCUCUUCAUUCUCAAGAUGCAGCUGAGCUUUGGGUCUUCUGCUAGAAGCCUUAGCAAAACAGACCGCUGGUACAACCAAAGCAAGAUUAUCAGAGCCGUUUUUCUUGAGGCUCUUCCUGAGCCGGCAUGAAGAUAUCAAGAUACUAUACAAGAACCUUAGUUUGCUCUCUGAUAAGUGGCUCAACAGCAGUAUGCAUUGACUGUGAGGACAGAUGAUGUUUCUGGGCCAAGCUGGAGCCAGGGCUGAGUCUCUCAUACAAAGAAGAUUUCUCUCUCCCCUAAGUGCACAUUGAUGUCUUAACACAGCUGUUUUCCAUCUGACAGGAUGUCUGCUUGGUUGCUUGGGGGCAGAAACCACUGUCCAUUCUACUUGGGAACAUAACUUGGUGCAACUGAAGUCUUGUGAUGGCUCCAUUGCCUUAGGAUUAAUCAGUGAUCCUUCCUCUUCUUCCUUGAAGCUUUCACCCAACCCAGUGCCAUUAGGAGCCACAAGAGGCCUUUUGUCUGUAGUUAUUCUAUAGCAAAGACAUUGAACUCAGUUCUAGUUCUUUUUGGUCUAGUUGUAUUUAGUGGCUUCUGGUGUGAAUGAGAAAAAAAAUUAAUUUGUUUCCUGCCUACCUUCUGCUGAGAUGUGGUGAAGAACUAGUCCUUUGGCCUAUUAGCAGAAAUAUCCUCUCAUGUCUCUUACACAUUGAGAGAUGCCUUGGGCCUGAUGGUGUAAUUACAGUCUCCAAGCUUGUCUUUUUUGGACAGGAAAUGAAUAUGUACAAAUGUUAUGUCAACCUCCAAAGAAUUUGUUAAUGAGCUGAGGAUUUUCUGGCUUUAAGGAGACCUGGAAGCCAAUUUUCCUGACCCUCUCAGCAAUAACCAGUAUAAUCAGCUUCACCCAAUUGCCCCAGUGUAUUUGCUAAAUUGAGAGAGCUGGGUUAUGAAUUAACUGUCUGUGGGUUAUGAAUUAACUGUCUGGUUGCUGUAGAGGAAUAGAGCUAAUUAAAUGUUCUCUCUUCACUGGGAUCCAGGAUAUGUACAGGACACAGACAUCACUACUGCCAUGAUUUUUUUUCCAGGGGCUAUGGAUCAUGUCAACAGGAUCUUAACCUGAAUUCACAGGAGCUUCUGUGCUGCUCCCAUCCUGGGGAUUUGGGUUGUUUUUUCCCUAAUUGUCCUGGAAAGGGUGUAGAAUUUUCUUCAGUAAGUCUGCCUGGUAAUGCUAGGGUGCUGUUUUUACCUUUCUGAUAUGCCUGUUAAACCUAUGAGGAAGAAAGGGCUGUGGAGUUCGGAGGAUUAUUUUUAAGCAGUUAAAACAAGCCCUUCCAUAAACAAAGUAAGUUAUACAUUCUCUUGGCCUUUUAGUGGCAUAGACUGAGCCCUGUCCCCUGGCAGACAAACAGUUAACGUUCACAAAAUUAGCCAGUUUUCCAAAGGGUCUUGCAGCAUUGUGGAGGUUUUGAUUCACAGAGCAGAAACCUUGGGCUGGCUCCUGCAAGGGGGCUAAUGGGUGGCAAGUUAAGAUUCAGAGCAGGUGAAUCUGAAAUUCCCACGCUGGCAUCCGCACCACUAAAUAAUCCUUAGUACUAAUGCAGAGAGGUGGAGGAGCUCAGGUGUAUCCUUGUUCCCAAGCAAGGGGAAAGAGGGGGAAGAAAUCUAAAUUAUUGCAUAAUGAUCUAAAGGAGAAAUCUCUAAGUUAUUUCUUGUUUUCUAUUCACAUUUCUGACAAGUAUUGACUACUAACUAAGAGGAAAAUAUUGAGCAUGUUGCUUGAAGCAAUAUUUCUAGUUUCUUAAGCGUAUCUUCAUAGCUGCCUUUGCCCAUUCCCUUCAAGUAUGUUUUACAGGGGUGGGAGAGGCCAGGAAGAGUGAGAUAUGACAGUAAGUUGGCUUGUGUCCUUUGAGUUGUUUUAUACUUUUUCUUUGUGUAAUAAUAUUCAUUGCUUUUUUGUUUUUUUUAACCGAGUUUAAGUUGCUGGCCAAUAGAAAAAAUAAAGCUUAAGAUUCUA
Messenger RNA from Rhea pennata, 3414 nucleotides. It is a transcript of the gene CD151, whose product is annotated as CD151 molecule (Raph blood group). Gene Ontology annotation, biological process: cell migration. The transcript has 9 exons. Gene Ontology annotation, cellular component: plasma membrane. The record is from RefSeq and is a predicted model, not a curated record. Lineage: Eukaryota; Metazoa; Chordata; Aves; Rheiformes; Rheidae. Bases 452 to 1210 code for a protein of 252 amino acids.